Molecule: messenger RNA, 1886 nt
Organism: Hippoglossus stenolepis (Pacific halibut)
Lineage: Eukaryota; Metazoa; Chordata; Actinopteri; Pleuronectiformes; Pleuronectidae
Gene: kcnv2a
Product: potassium channel, subfamily V, member 2a
Exons: 9
Coding region: 143-1729 (528 amino acids)
Biological process (GO): protein homooligomerization; potassium ion transmembrane transport
Cellular component (GO): membrane; voltage-gated potassium channel complex
Molecular function (GO): voltage-gated potassium channel activity
Source: RefSeq, a predicted model, not a curated record
GAAUCACUUCAUUUCUCUGUGUCACUGAGCUCUGCAGGACUCCAGCUGUGUGUCCGGGGUUGAGAGUCGAAUGAUGGGGUUUCCAGGAUGUGUCUUCGUGCCGGUUCAGUCAUUUUAGAUCCAAACCCACUCGGCAGGGGCCAUGUUGUCCCACCUCCGAGCCCGGAGCAGGAGUUUGUUCCACAGCUACAAACCCGGCAGCCGGACUCAAGCCGCCAAAGAGCCGCUCGACCACGUGGACUUCACCUGCACCUUCAAACCGUGGAGCUCCAUGCAGGAUCUGAGCAGAGACAUCUACGAUCUUUACGAUGAGUACGAAGAAGAGGAGGAUCGAUUCCCAGUGUCUCCCUCAAACCUGCUGAACAAACACUUCAUCCUCAACAUCAACGUCGGAGGAACGGUUUACCACCUGCCCUACAGGCUCGCUGCCCAGUAUCCGAAGACCCGGAUCGGCCGGUUGGCCACGUGCACGGACCACAGCAGGAAGUUGGACCUGUGCGACGACUACGUCGUCCAGAGCAACGAGUUCUUCUUCGAUCGAGAUCCCGAAGUCUUCCACAACAUCUUCAGCUUCUACAGAACCGGAGUUCUCUGGAUCAAAGACGAACUGUGUCCCCGCAAUUUCCUGGAGGAGAUAAACUACUGGGGCGUCCGAAUCAAGAACAGCCAACGCUGCUGUCGCAUCUCCUUCGAGGAGCGUCAGGACGAGCAGAGCGAGCAGCUGAAGAUCCAGAAGCAGCUGAUGGCAGAGGUGGAGGUGGAGAAGGAGGAGUUCUUUCACGAAAUGGCCUUCGGGUCGACCCGAAGGAGAAUCUGGAACCUGAUGGAGAAGCCGUUCUCCUCGGUCACCGCCAAGCUGAUGGGCGUCGCCUCCUCCAUGUUCGUGCUGGUGUCACUGGUCGCCAUGACGCUCAACACCGUGGAGGAGAUGCAGUACAAAACGGCCUCAGGUCAGCCCAGCGGCAGAUUCUACGGCGAGUACGUGGAGUCAUUCUGCAUCACCUUCUUCACCCUGGAGUACCUGCUGCGCCUGGUCUCCACCCCCGACCUCAAGUGCUUCGGACGCAGCGUCCUGAACAUCGUGGACCUGGUCGCCAUCCUGCCGCACUACCUGCAGAUGAUGCUGGAGUGUUUCGAGGCCGAGGACGUGCACCUGCAUGCAGGAGACAUCGAGACUGUCGGCCGUGUCGGGAAAGUCGGUCAGGUUCUGAGGAUCAUGCGUCUGAUGAGAAUCUUCAGGAUUCUGAAGUUGGCUCGUCACUCGACCGGCCUGCGAGCGUUUGGCUUCACACUGAAACAGUGCUACCAGCAGGUGGGCUGUCUGCUUCUCUUCAUGGGGAUGGGGAUCUUCAUGUUUUCAGCCGUGGUUUACACGGUGGAGCGCGACGUUCACAACACAAACUUCACCUCCAUGCCCCACGCGUGGUGGUGGGCCACAGUGAGCAUCUCCACGGUCGGCUACGGCGACAUGGUCCCCGAGACCAACCUGGGCCGGGUCUUCGCCUUCGCCUGCAUCUCCUUCGGCAUCAUCCUUAACGGCAUGCCCAUCUCGGUGCUCUACAACAAGUUCUCAGACUACUACACCAAGCUCAAGGCCCACGAGUACACGGCCGUCACCAAGGCCCGCGGGAACCUGCACCUGGCCAGGAGGGCGGCCAAGAAGUUUGCCGAGUGCUGCGAGGAGGUCGCUCAGCCAAAGACCUCCCGCCUGCACCGAGUCCGGUUGUAGAUUCUCAAAUCGACCGGAUUCAAAUCCUGGAAGAAUUGUUUUUGGUGAAAUGACUUGAUUUCAGGAAGCAGUUCCUUCAGAGACCAGUGGGGGGCGUCACAGGGGGUAAUGUUUUUCUACAGCAGUGCAACAUUCUGUCUGUGCUUCAGGUUUUUUU